UUGUUAUGUUUUGUAGUGGUUUUUAUCAAAAACAAACAAUCAGUUACAGUGCUAAUGAUUUAUUCUUAUCCUUUUCCCAGUAAACUGUACAAUGUUGGGUGAUGACGUUGAGAAGCGACACGACCCUCCGGGCGUUAACUCUCGCUCUCUGAGUGUCGCUCAUACUGCUGCCGAUCUUGAGGUGCUACGUGAAAUAGAGAAUGUUUAUUUCUCUCCACCUUCGGAGUUCGACGCAGCACGCUAUGUGUUGUCACAUGCGCCUUCACCACCCACGUGCGAGGCUGUCGAACUCAUGUUCACCAAGUUGAAGCGACAGCAACAGGUUGUUUCAGGUAAAGCUCUACAUUUGAUAUCGCAACAGAGAGAUAAUUGCGACAGAGAAUUUACAGAGAUACAAAACAUACGCCAACAGCUCGCUAAAACUUUAGAUAUAUGUAGAAAAGCGAGAGAACAUUUAUCAAUCGCUUCAAAUAAUCUCACAAUAUCGACAUUUGUAAUUCUAGCUAAUGUUAAAAAGAGACAGAUAAUUAAAUCUAUAUUAAAAUCAUUAGAAUUACUUCAAAGUUUAAGAUCUGUAGAGAAAGAUGUUGCUGAAUUAUUAAAUAAGAAAGAAUAUUAUUCAGCUAUUGAAUUAAUACUAAAAAGCCGUAAAGCAGCUGCCAAACAUAAAGAAUAUACUUGUAUAGCUGAUCUAUCUAUCAGAUUGAAUGAUACCUUAGAUAUGACUGAAGAGAAAUUAGAUUCAGUUCUAGCUAAUAUAUGUUAUAACUUCGAUGAAGAUGUUUUUAAAAAAUUAAAGAAAGCCUACGAUCUUUUAGGUAAAACUCAAGCUGCAAUGGAACAAUUGCAUAUGCAUUAUUCAUCUGCUGUUAAUGAAUCAGCAAUAGAUGCUAUGAAACCUUAUACAAAUUCUAAUGAUAUGAAAUUCCAAGAUAUAUGUGGUCAAAUAAAUCCAAAUAAAGCACCAAAUUGUCUAUUAAAUUUAUGCGAGAAAUUGUUUCUGGUUAUGAGAAGUUAUUAUUUAUUAGUCGAUUGGCAUAAUAAAUAUUACGAUGAAGAGAUUAAAUCAAAUAAUGUAUUUGAUAUAGAAAGAAAUGUAAGCAAAGAAUAUAUCAGACAGAAGUUAAAAGCUGGUUUAAUCAGAAUAUGGAAUGAUGUUCAAGCUAAAGUGUCAACUUUUUUGAAAAGUUCAGGUUUAGAGGAUUAUCCAUUUGAAAAAUUUAUACAGAUGUUAGGUAUUUUGAGGAAAUUAACACAAGUGGCGGAGAUAUUUUGCGGUGAUAAAUCCGAUUUGUUACAAGAUUUCAUUAAAACUCAAAGCGUAUCGUAUAUUAAAAACUAUCAUAAAGGUAGAAUGGAUGAAUUGAAGUUAUUCUUAGAGAACGAAGGUUGGGAACAAUGUCCAGUGAAAUCAACAUUCAAUUUAUUAAAUUUACAAGAAUUCAAACAGUUCAAAAAGUAUUUGAAUCCAAAAAUGGAUCAAUCUUUAAAUAAAACUAGUACACAAUCUGAAACGAAUGAUACAACAUCAUCUAUACAUUCACAAGACGAUAGUCUUUAUAUUGCAAGAUAUUUCAAAUAUAAAACAACACAUACACCAUUCGAGAUAUUUCGCAAUGAAAAUAUCACUAACGAUGAUAUAUUUGGUAUUGAAACUGAAUUGGUACCUAGUGAUGAUUCUGAAGAUGAACCUGAUGAAUUGAAAAGAGAUUACGUUGAUGAUGAUAGAGUACCUUUCGAUAAAAUUACGAAUAAUAAAGAUAGCGUUAUUGUAACUAACACAACUUUGUCUGUUUUAAGAAAUUGCGGACAAUAUCUUCAAAUUAUUAGAUAUUUACCUCAAAUAUCAUUAGAAGUUAUUAUGUUAAUGAAUCAAUUAUUCGAUUAUUAUUUCUAUGCUGUCCAUUUAUUUUUCACUUCUGACUUAGAAGUAGCAUCGUCUACUUUGUACACAAGUAAAUUAACAUCUACCCUCAAACGUAUAUCGAAUAAUAUAAAUUCAAACCAAGACGAAAGUAAAAAUUUCGUCCUAUCACCGGAAUUGCCACAACAUUUAGAUAUGAAUUCUGAAGCUACAUUACACGGGUUAAGUGAGAGAAUAGUUGCAGUUGAAAGUGUUAUAUUUUUAGCUAAACAAUUCGAAUUACUUCAACCUUAUUUAGAAACAAUAGUAGCACAACAUCAAAAGAUGAUUUUAGAACAUUUUAAAGAUAACACUUUAGCAGUUGCGACAGAUUUACGAAUGCCUAUAUAUAUGUGUUCAGCAGCUAAAGCUGUAGACGCACGAUCAUCUUUAAUAGCAAUGUCGCAAGUUAAAUGGGACGUGAAAAACGUCGCAGUGGAACACAGCCCUUACGUUGAUAUGAUAGUUAGGAAAAUUCAAGUAUUCGCGUUACGUUUAGAAAAUAUAUCAACUAAAGUAUCCUUAAAUCGUGACGUUUUAAAUUCUAUAUGGUCUAUGGUAUCUAAAUUCAUCGUGCAUUUAUUAGUUGAAGGUUUUUCGAAUGCGACAAAAUGUACGAAUGGAGGUCGAGGUCUUAUGCAAUUAGAUUAUAGGCAAUUGUUCGUUAAAUUGGAGAAAAUAUCAGGUUUGAAGCCAAUACCUUAUCAGGAUUAUGUAGAUAGGUAUGUGAAAGCUUAUUACUUACCUAGGAAAGGUCUAGAAAAGUUUAUACAGGAAAGAAUUGAGUAUUCGAAUAAACAUUUAUUAGCGCUAAUUACUUGCGCUUGCGAGAAUAAACGAGAUAGACAAGCGUUGACAGCUAUUAUAGAAGGAAGAGAACUAUCUCAGUAAAUCCUAACUUAUUAAAGAAAAAUCUAAAAAACGUUCCACAUAAUUCGUUUUUCUGAUUCAAGUAUAUUAAAAAAAAAUACUUUUAAGUCGAUCUUAUAAAUGAAAUGAUUAUCAAAAUACUCCCGCCAUUUUAUCUG
Messenger RNA from Papilio machaon (common yellow swallowtail), 2931 nucleotides. It is a transcript of the gene Vps50, whose product is annotated as syndetin. NCBI's taxonomy places the organism in Eukaryota, Metazoa, Arthropoda, Insecta, Lepidoptera, Papilionidae. Gene Ontology annotation, molecular function: SNARE binding. Gene Ontology annotation, cellular component: EARP complex. The coding region runs from base 92 to 2794 and encodes 900 amino acids. The transcript has 4 exons. The record is from RefSeq and is a predicted model, not a curated record. Gene Ontology annotation, biological process: endocytic recycling; retrograde transport, endosome to Golgi.